AUGCAGUUGGCCUCUUUCAUCGGACUCAUUGCCACUUUGACUGCGAGUGCAAUUGCCGAAGACUUGAUCUUUCGUGGAAAGGGCUUCGGCACCUAUUACUAUGAUGUCCGGCAACACCAAACGUGUGGCACUGAUUUCAGCUUUCAGAAUCAGGGAGGCGUUAUGUGCAACUGGAACUCGGUCUUGUCGCUCAAUGACAUCAAUACGAACAACCUUGUGGCUAUGAACAAUCUCCUGCUGAAGACUCAAGCGGGCCGCACUACAUAUUGUGGCAAAAGGGUCAUUGUCACGGUCAACGGCGUGACCUCCAGCACGCCCUUUUUCAUUGGCGAUGGCUGUGAGCGCUGUGCCCGCGGCUCGGAUUCUGUGUGGAACCCAGGCGCUGCGGCCGGAUUGGACUUUUCUUUCACGGCUCUUGACACCUUGUCGCCAUUGGCCUGCUCAAAUGGGCACAUUGAUAUUAGCUUCGACAUAGUGAAUGAAACUUUGUACCAUUUUGAUGUUUAA
Beauveria bassiana ARSEF 2860 is the source of this 507-nucleotide messenger RNA. Its product is annotated as chitinase-like protein. The record is from RefSeq and is a predicted model, not a curated record. The transcript has a single exon. The coding region runs from base 1 to 507 and encodes 168 amino acids. NCBI's taxonomy places the organism in Eukaryota, Fungi, Ascomycota, Sordariomycetes, Hypocreales, Cordycipitaceae.